Molecule: messenger RNA, 1124 nt
Organism: Acanthochromis polyacanthus (spiny chromis)
Lineage: Eukaryota; Metazoa; Chordata; Actinopteri; Pomacentridae
Gene: rnf4
Product: ring finger protein 4
Exons: 8
Coding region: 237-848 (203 amino acids)
Biological process (GO): positive regulation of transcription by RNA polymerase II
Molecular function (GO): transcription factor binding; zinc ion binding
Source: RefSeq, a predicted model, not a curated record
CGGAUCCUGUCAAUACCUUUCGUCACCGAAGAAGAAGAAGAAGAGGAGGCGGUGCAGGAGGCCCUGUUAGCGUCAUCGGUCCGGCGGGAACCGUCAGUCAGCUGUUCGAUGUCGGGACGUUAAAAUGUUAGAAUACAACCGUUGAACUGCAGUCUGCUAACAGCUAACAACAGAACACACUGACGGUGAGUGAGGAAGCUAACAGCUAAAUAAGACACUGGCGCCUCCUCGGUGACAUGAGCAGCGCUGCUCAGAGGAAGAGGAGGACUUCGGGAAGUCCUCUGUUUUCUAGACUCCGUACCAAGACCAGCAGAGCAGCUAACAGCAGGAGGACGGCUAGCACUAACCGAGCAGCUAGUCAGACGGCUAGCAGGGCGUCUGAUGGUGACCCCCCCACCCCGACAGAGACCAUUAAUGUGAUGGACGGCACUGAGGACGGUGUGGAGGAAGUGGUGGAUCUGACCUGUGAGGGAUUAGAAGCUACUGUGGUUGACCUGACGACCAACAACGAUUCAGUGCUGCUGGUGGAUGAAGGUCCUGAGAACAGGAGAGUCCCUGCAGGCGAGAGUUAUGUUGUCAGUAGCGAUGAAGAUGAAGACACGCCCCCUGUCCUCAACGCUGCCAGUGUGUCGUCUGCACAUACCAGGUCGACUCCAGGGACGAUCAGCUGCCCCGUCUGUCUGGACGUCUACUCUGAGAUCGUCGAGAGCGGCCGAUUGGUUGUUGCCACGAGGUGUGGUCACGUGUUCUGCAGUCAGUGCCUGAGAGACGCUCUGACAUCCUCACACACCUGUCCAACUUGCAGGAAAAGACUAACCUCCCGCCAGUACCACCCCCUCUAUGUCUGACAUCACUCUGCUGCACUCCCAUUGGACGCUGGUAGUGGUGACGUAAUCACCAAUUAUGGUGACAUAAUCAGACAGUGUUUGCUGCUGAAAAACUUUGGAUUCUUUCAUGAGGAACUUGAGCCAGAGCUGCAUUUUGGUUAGAGAUGAAUAUUGACUAAUUGGUUUAUUGAAAUGUAUUGAUUAUAUUUCUGAGUUUAUCUUCAGUUUUCAGCUCAGAUUUGUGUUUGUCUGUUUUAUAUUCAUGUGUAAAACUAUAAAUAAAUUCUAUUGACUUCA